Messenger RNA from Salmo salar (Atlantic salmon), 1640 nucleotides. Its product is annotated as cerebellin-1. Gene Ontology annotation, molecular function: protein binding. The record is from RefSeq and is a predicted model, not a curated record. NCBI's taxonomy places the organism in Eukaryota, Metazoa, Chordata, Actinopteri, Salmoniformes, Salmonidae. Gene Ontology annotation, cellular component: glutamatergic synapse; synaptic cleft. Gene Ontology annotation, biological process: maintenance of synapse structure.
AUGAGAGCAAGGGAAGAGAGGGGGGAGAGGUGUGAGAGUGGGUGAGUGAGUGUGUGAGAGAGAGGUGGGGAGGGGGAGAGAAAGUGUGAGUGUGAGAAAAAGAAAGGGAGAGUGGGAGAGGGAGUCAGUGAAAAGAGAGAGAAAAGAGACACAGAAAGGGUAAUCUACCUCUUGGGACAGUAACUUCCACGUCGAUACAGGAAAUAUACUCAACGUAAAAGGGUCAAGGUUGGCCUGUGAAAAACCACCUGACCAACUCCACUGAGACUUGUAUUACAAAUCUGCUAAAACAGGUCGGGAACCUGGACAAACUUGGCCGUACCUGCAGGAGGUUUGGGUCGUGGCCCAACGGUGGGUUUCAAGUGAUCGGGCAUACACCAUCCACCAUUCAGAUUCAGUGGGUUUGGAUCAAUUGACCAUCUGGGAUUCAACCUUUUCAGAGCCAACUAAAGAUUCCGGAAGGAUUUAAACUGUGAUCUAGCUGAUUACCGUGUGGUUUAGACAAGACUGAAAAGAUACACAUUGGUUUACUGAAAUUUGUAAUGUAUUCACAAAGGAUUGUUUCUUUCAACUGAAACUGUGUGGGAAACUGACAUUUUCAACUGUGUCAAAAUUGAAAAACCAACAUCCAAAAAACAUCCAAGACCUUACAACCAUUUGAGACAUUAUGCACCGCCUUCCUCUUCCUUGUUCAUCUUUGCCCCGCCCCAUAAUAACACUUAACUACGCCCUUUUCCUUGGACUAAUUUUAAUCCUUCAGUGGGGUCCCCUGGGGGCCAGAGCUCAGAAUGACACUGAGCCAAUCGUGUUGGAGGGGAAGUGUCUGGUGGUUUGUGACUCCACCCCCUCGUCGGAACCGUCGGGUAACGCGUUGGGGAUGUCGGUGCGGUCGGGGGCCGGUCGAGUGGCAUUCUCCGCUGUCAGGAACACUAACCACGAACCCUCUGAGAUGAGCAACCGUACCAUGACCAUCUACUUUGACCAGAUCCUGGUGAAUGUGGGCAGCCAUUUUGACCCAGCACGCAGCAUCUUUGUGGCUCCCAGAAAAGGAGUCUUCAGUUUCUGCUUCCAUGUGGUCAAAGUAUACAACCGACAGACAAUACAGGUGAGUCUGGUAUUGAACGGACACCCGGUGAUUUCAGCGUUCGCCGGGGACCAGGACGUGACCAGGGAAGCAGCCACCAACGCUGGGUUGGUUACCAUGGAGAGAGGAGACAAGGCUUAUCUCAAACUGGAGAGAGGGAACCUGAUGGGGGGAUGGAAAUACUCCACCUUCUCUGGGUUUCUGGUGUUUCCUUUGUAGAGAGGGAAAGAGGGUGGGAGAUUAAAAGAGAAAAAGAGAGAGGGACAGGGGAAAGGCAAGCAAGGUGACAGAGUAGACAUCAAGUAAGGACACAGCUAGGGUUAGGAGGACGAGUGUGUAUGUAUGAGAGUUACAAUGAGUUUACAGCUCGCAUUGUAUCUGAAAAUCCUGAAUGUUACGAUUUUUGAAUGCACUUUUAAAUACACUGCUCAAUUAUUUAAAUGAUACUGUAGUGUGUACAGUUUAUGCUUGAGUAUUCAUGUAAUAUGUGUUGGCUUUUGUUGUCUGCAUGCAAAUAAUUGUACAUGCUAAUAAAAAGGGUUGGUCGUACAGUAAA